Molecule: messenger RNA, 3030 nt
Organism: Moesziomyces aphidis
Lineage: Eukaryota; Fungi; Basidiomycota; Ustilaginomycetes; Ustilaginales; Ustilaginaceae
Source: the annotation of a GenBank genome assembly
AUGUCAUUCGAGGCAGAGUCCACACUCCAGGAGCAGAUGGCCGGGCCGUCUCGUCCUCGCUUCACUGGAUGGCUCACGAUGGCCCCGGAAGUCGACCCGACCCCCGCUCCGGCCGCUCCAAGCGCUCAACCCACCGUGGAAACCAACAACGCCACCGCAUCCGGCUCAUCAUCAGCACAACCAGUCGCGUCCACACAUGGAUUCGGCUACUUGGGCCAGCAGAUCAAGCUGCCGCAGCGAAAGAAGCGCCGCGCUACCUUCCAAGUCGGCUCGCCCGGCCUUUCGGAAGACGAAGGCGGAAGCGCUUCGAGCAGCCUCUCCUCGCAUGCCAGCUCUGACGCGCCGGACUUCGAUGUGCGCGCGUCGUUCGCACCCAUGCCCGUAUAUGGCAAGAAGCCCAAUGCCGCGCCGUUGUCUUCCUACCAAGGCGUCGGCGAUCAGGGCCAGGCAGGCACUGUCAAGCAGUCCGGGCUUCACAAUCGAGCUGUCGCAGAUACACAAGCGCAGCAAAGCAGCAGCGACGACGAGGCGGACGGUCUGUCAUUCGGAGGGCGACGAUGGAAGGGCAAGACCGUCCAUGCGGUCGAACUCGAGCUCGAAGCGUUGCGCGACGAGAGGCUCAUGAGUCACGCUCCUGACGCCGCCUACCUUGCCUCUCGACUCGAAGGUGUUCGACGCAACCUCGAGAUCGAAGAGAGGAAGCCAAGCUACGUUCCUUACGACGAAGACGUUCUCACAGAUGACGAGGAAGUCGCCUUGGCCCCAGACGCCUCAGACGUGGUUCGACAGCUCUAUCCUUUCCAGCAUCCGCACGUUGGCCUAGGCGAUGCUCCUCCGAUGCCGCAUCGACCUGUCUCGAACGCAUCAUCCGUCAGCUUGGUCGAGGGCGAGACACCGCACGACCUCGACUUUGGUCUGCAAUUCGAAGGAAGCGCACCCAUCGAACAAGCAUCACAAGAAAUCAAGAUCCACGACCCAGACGAGGUUGCUAUGCCUCCUCUCCCGGCGCACUUGGCUCCCCACAGCGCCAAACAAAUCGACCCAGCAGCGCGAGCUGCGGCACUCGACUCACGCAUCGAAGUACGUGCGCUCCGCCGCGGCGAUUUGGAGCAGGUACGAGACCUGCACGCCUUCCACGGCGAUUCAGACAGAGUAAGUCACCACAUGGCGUCCCUCACGCUUUCCAGCUGUCCAUUAUCGUCUCCCGUCGACUCGACUAUCAGGGGCAGCCCCAGCGGUCCCAUGGCACACCUUGCAGGCGGCGCGCCUCGCGCCAACUUUGAGAUCUCAAUCGUGGGCGGAAUCGCGCUGCCCAGGCGUGCGCGAUUAGCGCCAAGCUCGCCUGAGCUGGAGGCACAGCCGCGCGCUCGAGCUUGGCCGAUCCGGCGCACCGGACUGCGAUCUGGCCCAGCCGUCCCGCAGCGCUUUUUUUUUGAUCCAUUUCCCGCUCUCCGCCCUCCGCUCCCCGCGCCCCGGUCCUGGCUCGGCCCUCGCGUGCUCGAGAUUGCCGCCCCCAGAUCCUCGGCCAUCUUUCGACGACGCCGCCGGCAGGGUCUCGCCAACCCUUCCCUCGCUCAGAGGUGUCGACACCGGCAUUCUACGGCGCUGCUUACGUUGUUGUUGGCUGGGGAGAGUCUGGCAGCCAGCGGAGUGGAUCAUGAACCGAGUUCUCCGAGACGUGUAGCACCAGUAGACGACCGGCAUUCUCGUCAUUUUCCGACCGAGCUGUCCAGGUUCGCCGAUGGACCGGCGAUGCGUCUGGCUCCCGCCACGUCGUCGGAUCGGACAUCUCUGUCUCCGGAUCACGGCGAGACAUACACGUCGACGGCGUCGUUCCUGCUGCGGCUGCUGGUUGAUGACCGGCACGUGUGUCUGGUGGCGGUGGCCAAGCCCAUCCCGGAGCCCGCGGCGCCGCUGCCUGCGGCUGCCGAUCUGGUCGGACUGGCAGCUCGCCGUGGCGAAGAGGCAGACAGCCUUCCUGGGUCGCCGCAGUCGACGUCGCCUGCCUCGCUGUCCGCCAGUGACGACGAAGCCAGCACGGGUCUGAAGUCGCUCCAGCUCGAUGCGGCGCGGGCGGCCGAGUCGUCGGACCAGUCGAGUCUGUCAUCGUCGCCGGGCCACGGAGGACGUGCUACGACAUCGUCGCUCUUCUCCGCCGUGGGGCCAGGGGCUGGACUAGUGCCUACUGCGCCGCACACGCGCAUGAUCAGCCCGCGCGGCCGCGACGGCCGCAUCAACAAUACGCCUGCCACCUCUGUGUUUUCCGACAUCUUUGCCGAGCGCGGAGCGACGGUGCACAAGCCUGUGCUCGCCGACCUGCCCGGACCGACAGAUAUGGCGUCUGCACCCGUGAAGAAGGUCAUGUCGAUCCCGCCGCCUCGCGGUGCAGACGCACGCGCUGUCGAGGCCGAGACGAUCCUUGGUGUGGUGUCGGCGCACCUCAGCGUGGUGGCCGCUCCGAGCGAAGACCAUCUGUGGUUCGGCGGUGGAUCUGGCAAAAAGGCGGUGGAGGAUGCGAGUGCGUUGGUGGAUGUGCAUGUGCUUACGCUUGCUACGGCGCCCGAGGAGCGCGGGCAGGGGUUGGGUGCUAAGCUGCUCGCGGCUCUGCAUGCAGAGUGCAUGCACAAGGCGCGACACAUGGCGAUGCGCAUGCGCAACCCACGCGCCGUACCCGUCGUCGCACCGCUCUCACCACGCUUUAUCGACGAAUCGACGCUCAUGGCUUCGAUGGGCGCGAGUGGGUCAAAGUCUCCCUACCUUCGUGGGGUGGUAGGAUGCAGCCUGGCGCAGCUACGUGAUUCCAAGCCGGGAGGCAAGUACUUGGCGCGCACGUUUCUCGAGGUGCAUCCGUCCAACAUGCAUGCGAUUGCGCUGUACCGCGCACACGGCUUCCAAGCGCCCGCAGACGAUACGGCGGCUGUUAAGCGUGGCUUCUACCGUGGUGACACACGCAUUGCCACCGCCGAACGCACCAAGCGCGGCGGAACAGACGCCUGGAUCCUCCAGCGUUUCGACGGUCCCAUUCCCUAA